GCAUAUUUUUUUACUUUUGUUUUGACAGGAUGGAAAAUUUGAAGUUGUGGCCAAUGCCUCUGGAGACAGAGUUACCCCUGCAGUGGUGGCAUAUCAUGAGAUGGAAGUGGUAACAGGUCUUGCAGCUAAGCAGGGAAUGAUCCGACAUGCAGCAAAUACCAUUCAGAAUGUGCUACGCAGUGCCAGCUGCAGUGAAGAUGAAGGAGCCUGUCAGUCUAAUGUAUCAUGUUGUCCUAAAUGGGAAAAUAACCAAGUGUGCUACACAGUGCAACGAGGAGAGAAGACUGCAACUGUUACUGCAGAGGAGGUUUUAACUCACAUAUUUACUCUACUCAAAGGCAUUGCCAUGAAUCAGACAAGUGAAUCAGAACUCCCUCUUGUUAUAAGUGUUCCAGCUUGGACCAAUGAAGCUGCUGUUGAGGUUGUCAGGAAAGCUGCCAAGAAAGCUUCUUUUAAUGUGAUGUCCACUGUCAGUCAACCUGUUGCUGCAGUCUUAGCGUAUGGUCUCGUAAAUGACAACAAAAAGAAUUU
Molecule: messenger RNA, 531 nt
Organism: Penaeus vannamei (Pacific white shrimp)
Lineage: Eukaryota; Metazoa; Arthropoda; Malacostraca; Decapoda; Penaeidae
Product: heat shock 70 kDa protein 14
Biological process (GO): protein folding
Cellular component (GO): cytosol; nucleus
Molecular function (GO): ATP-dependent protein folding chaperone; ATP binding
Source: RefSeq, a predicted model, not a curated record